GUAACUGAGGUGAUCAACAAAUGGCCAGAUCUUCGAAGGAUUUCUUUUAUUGCACACUCAGUUGGAGGAUUAGUUGCAAGAUAUGCAAUUGGUAGAUUAUACAUACCUCCCGAAAGAAAAUCCCUGGAGGAUCCCCUGGAUACUGUCUGUGAUGACAGUAAAAGAGGUACUAUCUGCGGUUUGCAAGCAAUGAAUUUCAUCACAGUAGCUACACCUCAUCUUGGAUCUAGGGGAAACAAACAGGUCCCAUUUCUUUUAGGCGUCACUGCUAUUGAAAAAGUUGCAUCUUGUGUUAUUCACUGGAUUUUUAGAAGAACUGGCAAGCAUCUUUUUCUAACAGAUAAUGAUGAAGGAAAGCCCCCAUUGUUGCAACGAAUGGUGGAUGAUUGUGAUGAUCUUCAUUUUAUGUCUGCUCUGCAAGCAUUCAAACGCCGAGUGGCUUAUUCCAACGUUGGCUAUGAUCACAUAGUUGGCUGGAGGACAUCAUGCAUAAGACGCACUUCUGAGCUGCCUAAGUGGGAGGAUUCUUUGAGUGAGAGAUACCCACAUAUUGUAUAUGAAGAAUACUCAGCAGGAAGCAGAAAUGAUAAGUGCGCUAGUGACUCACUUAUGAAUGAUGACUGUGAUGUGUUAGAAGAGAAGCUGGUGACAGGCCUCACUCGUUUGUCUUGGGAGAGGGUGGAUGUUAGUUUCCACAACAUCAGCAUCCAGAGGUUUGCUGCACACAGUGUGAUUCAGGUUAAGGAUCCCUUCAUGCAUUCAGAAGGUGCAGAUGUUAUACAACAUAUGAUCGAUCACUUUCUUUGAAAGAGCUAAAGAAAUUUUUGGCCGUGCCGGACACCCAUCACUCAUCGGGUAUCGAUAAAGAGCUCCUGAAUUCUCGAUACAAAACUGGCUAACGAGAUUAAUAUAGUUAUAUCAAUCAGCCUAGAAGCUUUUCUUAUCUUAAUCCUGUAGUUCUCAGAUCUCUUACUGUCAGCAUUGGCAACUGUAUAAUAAUAACAUUUAAAGUUUCAAAACAUUACGAGAUUCAAUAUAUUUAUCCCUUA
Molecule: messenger RNA, 1049 nt
Organism: Musa acuminata AAA Group (dessert banana)
Lineage: Eukaryota; Viridiplantae; Streptophyta; Magnoliopsida; Zingiberales; Musaceae
Product: putative lipase C4A8.10
Exons: 7
Source: RefSeq, a predicted model, not a curated record